AUGAAUAUCUUUCGACUGGCUGCAGACUUGUCGCAUCUCAUUGCUAUUUUCAUACUUUUCACAAAAAUGUGGACAACCAGAUCAUGCGCAGGUAUUUCGGGUCGUUCUCAACUUCUCUUCGCACUCGUCUUUACGUCACGAUAUUUGGAUCUCUUCACAAAUUACGUAUCACUAUACAAUUCAGUGAUGAAGAUAUUCUUCUUGGUCUCGUCAUAUGGAACUUGUUAUUUGAUGUGGCAUAAAUUCAAAGCUACUUAUGAUCGCAAUCAUGAUACAUUUCGAGUGGAACUCGUAUUAGUACCAGCCGCCGUUCUCGCACUUUUUGUCAAUCAUGAUUUCACACUGAUGGAGUCGGUGGCAAUAAUGCCACAACUAUUUAUGUUAUCACGAACUGGAAGUGCAGAAACAAUCACAGCGCAUUACUUGUUUGCGUUAGGUUUAUAUCGAGCACUUUAUAUCCUGAAUUGGAUAUAUCGUUACUACACGGAAACGUUCUUUGAUCCAAUCGCGGUGGUUGCCGGUGUUCUACAGACUGUUCUGUAUGCAGACUUCUUUUAUUUGUAUGUUACAAGAGUGAUCCGACAACGCCGUAAUCUUGAGCUGCCUGCUUAG
Messenger RNA from Anisakis simplex (herring worm), 612 nucleotides. NCBI's taxonomy places the organism in Eukaryota, Metazoa, Nematoda, Chromadorea, Rhabditida, Anisakidae. The record is from the annotation of a GenBank genome assembly.